CGCGCAUAGCACGAAAGGUGGCUCUGAAAAGCCAAGAGAGAGAGAAAAAGUUAGAGAGAGAGAGAGAGAAAGUUAGAGAGAGUGAGGUUCGUUUCGAGACGUUGCGGAUUUCACCGCUGCAAUUCGCCGGAAUUUGGGAACUCUGUUCACGUCCGGCCCAUCGAUUCUCUUUCUUCUUCCUUAUUCACUCUUCAAUUUAGGGUUCUUUUGAAUUUUUUUUUUGGCCCUAAAUUCUGAUUUGGGAGUGCUUGGUUGUGAGUGUGAGGGUGGAUCUGCGAUCUUCAACUUUGGGGGAACUUUCGUGAUGUUUACGCCGCAGAGGAAGGUGUGGUCUGGUUGGCCUCUCACACCCAGGAGUGAGAAGAACGGUUCUGGGUCUGGUUCUGGUUCUGGUUCUGGUUCUGGUUCGGAUUUGGAUCCUAAUUCAAACCCUAGGAAUGGCGAGACGGGUUCGAGGGGUAAGGGUGUGGCUUUGAUUGAGUCCACGACACUUCCGCCGAUGGGUUUAUCAGGCGAAAAUGGUGGGACUAAGAAAGACGCGGCCUUGGACCGCGAAACAACUGUUGAGAAGAUUUCAAAGCUCGAAAAUGAGCUUUUUGAAUACCAGUACAAUAUGGGCCUUCUCCUCAUUGAGAAAAAGGAAUGGACUUCAAAGUAUGAAGAGCUGAAGCAAGCUAUAGAAGAAACAAGGGAUUCCCUUAAACGAGAACAAGCGGCACAUCUAAUUGCAAUGUCUGAGAUUGAGAAGCGAGAAGAGAAUUUGAGGAAGGCCUUGGGUGUGGAGAAGCAGUGUGUGCUUGAUCUAGAGAAGGCUUUGCGCGAGAUGCGAUCGGAAUAUGCAGAAAUCAAGUUUACGUCUGAUUCGAAGUUGGCUGAAGCUAAUGCACUCAUCACUAGCAUUGAAGAGAAAUCUUUGGAGGUGGAAUCAAAGUUACAUGCUGCUGAUGCCAAGCUUGCAGAGGUGAGCAGAAAGAGUUCGGAGAUUGAAAGAAAAUCACAUGAAGUGGGGGUUCGAGAAAAUGCAAUUCGAAGGGAACGGCUAUCCUUUAAUACAGAGCGAGAAGUGCAUGAGAGUACUUUAUCUAAACAGAGAGAAGACUUACGAGAAUGGGAAAGAAAAUUACAAGAGGGAGAAGAAAGGCUGGCUGAACUUCGAAGAUUGCUCAACCAAAGAGAGGAGAGGGCAAAUGAGAACGACACAAUCUUUAAUCAGAAACAGAAUGACCUUGAAGAGGCACAAAAGAAGAUUGACAUAGCCAACUCAACUUUGAAAGAGAAAGAAGACGAUAUAAGCAGGAGGCUGGCAAACCUAGCUGUUAAAGAGAAGGCAGCUGAUGCCAUGAGAAAUGGCAUCUGGACAGUGUGGAGAGUGCAUCCGAUGUAUAAAUUUCCACUUUUCAAUGGGAAAAAAGAAAAGCAUACAAACGCAAAUGCUCAGACAUUACUCUAUUCCUUGAACAUGGUUGAGAUUCAGAAACUUCUGGAUGAACACAAGACCAUCCUGGAUGCAAAGAAACACGAAUUUGAAUUGGAAAUGGAACAAAAGAGUAAAGUUUUUGACGAGGACUUGAAAAACAAGGCAGUUGAAGUGGAGAAGAAAGAAGCCGAAAUCAAACACCUGGAGGAGAAGGUUGCAAAACGUGAACAGGCCUAUGAGAAGAAACUAGAGAAAUUUAAAGAGAAAGAGAAGGACCUUGAAUCAAGGUCGAAAGCUCUGAAGGAAAGAGAGAAAUCCAUCAAAGUUGAUGAGAAAAAGUUGGAGAAUGAAAGGAAACAAAUGCUUGUUGAUAAUGAGAACUUGCUUAAUCUCAAGGCGGAGCUUGGGAAGAUACAGGCUGAGAUUGAAGAACAGCAACUGAAGAUUAGUGAAGAGAGGGAAAGGCUUCAAAUAACUGAAGAAGAGAGGUCAGAAUUUGUGCGCCUGCAAUCAGAACUGAAACUAGAGAUAGACAAGGGUAGACAGCAGAGGGAACUGCUUUUGAAGGAAGGUAAGGAGUUGAAGCAGGAAAGGGAGAAGUUUGAGAAAGAGUGGGAAGAGCUGGAUGAAAAAAGAGCUGAGAUUAAGAAGGAGCUAGAGCAGGUGACUGUACAAAAGGAAAAGUUAGAAAAGCUGACGAGAUCUGAAGAGGAAAGGUUAGAGAAUGAGAAGCAGGUUACACAGGAUUAUGUUCAAAGGGAAUUGGAAGCUCUCAAACUGGCUAAAGAUUCAUUUGCUGCUAGCAUGGAGCAUGAGAAAGCAGUGAUGGCUGAGAAAACUCAAAGUGACAAAACCCAAAUGUUGCGUGAUUUUGAGCUGCAAAAAAGAGAACUCGAGACUGAAAUGCAGAAGAGGCAGGAGGAGAUGGAGAAUUCUUUGAGUGAAAGGAAGAAGUCAUUUGAGGAAGAAAGGGAGAGGGAACUGAACAAUAUUAAUUACUUAAGGGAAGUGGCUCGAAGAGAAAUGGAAGAAAUGAAAGUAGAAAGACUAAGGACAGAAAACGAGAAACUAGAAAUCACUGCAAACCAGAAACAUCUUGAAGAACAGCGGCUUGAAAUGCAAAAAGACAUUGAUGAACUUGUUGGUCUUAGCGGGAAGUUGAAGGACCAGCGGGAACAAUUCGUAAAGGAAAGAGAACGCUUCAUUGCAUUUGUUGAGAAACACAAGAGUUGCAAGACCUGUGGGGAGAUUACUUGUGAGUUUGUGGCUUCUGAUCUUCAAUCUUUACAUGGAAUAGACAAUGUGGAGGCACUUCCUUUGCCUAGACUAACUAAUGAUUAUUUGAAGGAGGCUGUCCGGGGUAACACGGUCACUUCUGAGAGGCAAAAUAAUGAGAUAUCCCCGGGUGUAAUUCACUCAGGAUCUCCGAUUUCUGGAGGAACUAUGUCCUGGCUCCGAAAAUGCACCUCAAAGAUAUUUACUUUCUCACCGGGUAAAAAGAAUGAACUCAAUGGUAUAGAAGAACAACCAAUAAGGUUAUUGAGCAACGAAGAUGAACCAGAAUCCUUGGGGAUUGCAACUGGCUCUGUGGAUGUUCAUAGGAUUCAAUCUGACAACAGCAUCAGAGAGAUAGGAGCCAGUCAGGAUCCAUCUGCUGAUGAUCAGAGCAAUAUCAACAGCCAGGCACAAGAAAUUGCAGAGGAUUCACAGCAAUCUGAUCUGAAAAUGGGCCGCCGCAAACCUGGCAGGAGAGGAGGUAGGCCUAGAGUUAAUAGAACCCUCUCCGUGAAGGCGGUUGUUGCAGAUGCCAAGUCUAUACUUGGGGAUGCCUUUGAACAGAAUGGUAAGGCUGAGGAUUCUGCCCAUAUGAACGAGGAAGGCCAGGAAGAAUCUACUCUUGUGAACAAAGGAAAGGCAAGAAAUGCACGAAAGCGGAACCGUGCUCAUGGCUCUCAAAAUACAGUGAGCGAGCAGGAUGGUGAUUACAGUGAAGGACAUUCUGAAAGUGUCACAGCAGGCGGUCGCAAGAGGAGACAGAAGGUUGCUCAAGCUGUACGAGCUCCUGGUGAAGUACGAUACAACCUCCGGCGACCCAAAAUUCCGGUGACAGUGGCUGCUAAUGGAGCAUUGCCUGACCCAAGCAAAGGAAAGGAAAGAGAUGGUGAUGAUGGAAGAGAUAUGAGGGAUGAAAUUUCUAACUCAAAAGCUGUGGCCGCACCUUUGAUAGAGCUUGUUAGUGAAAAUGGUGGAAGCACACACUCCAUGCAGUUUGAAACCACGGCAGAUGCUCAGGGUGGCAAUGAGGAUAACAUGGAUGUGAUGAGUGAAGAGGUGAACGGGACCCCAGAAAGGACUAGGGAGUACAGCAAUGACGAAUGCAGGGAUGAUGACGGCGACUAUGACGAAGACGAUGAAGAAUCUGAGCAUCCCGGUGAAGUGUCGAUAGGGAAGAAGUUGUGGAAUUUUAUCACCACAUGAUAAUUGCUUAAACCCUAUUGCUGUUCUGGCUUAGCUGCUUUUUUAUUUUUAUUGGUAUUUUUUAACAGUUAGGGAUCCCCAAUGUGUAGUAGUGUGUAUUAAUUUGAAAUGUAGUUAUAACAACCCACGGAAAUUCAAUUCAAGGGGGUUGGUUCCUGUGUCUUUUUUUUUUUUUUGUGGGUUUCGAUUAGGGUAUGGGGGGCUGUUUAUUCUUUCACAACAGUCCUAGAUGACUCGAAUUGGCUUCUUCUCUAUCCAUAUUUGUUGUAUCAGAUGUUUGUAUUUUUAUUCUUCCUUUGGGAAGGAUUGUUUGUACCUUUUGAACUCAAAUUUCUGCAUAGAUCAUUUGUGCUUUCUUAUAUAACAACUUAUUUUUCUUGAGAA
Molecule: messenger RNA, 4279 nt
Organism: Camellia sinensis
Lineage: Eukaryota; Viridiplantae; Streptophyta; Magnoliopsida; Ericales; Theaceae
Source: RefSeq, a predicted model, not a curated record